UCGUGUGCUUCAGUUUUAUGUGCUUGCUAAAAGAAUUAAUAGAGUAAUGUUCAAUCAAUGAACAAUUAUAUUGAUCAUCAGAAAAAAAAGGACCAGCGAUAUGAAUUAAUUUUUUACGCUUACGAUUGUUUCGAGAAAAAAUUUUUAAAAUUUGGUUGUACUGGGAAAUCUAGGAUGAAAUUCGUGUGGAAAUAAUUUGUCGUAUUUCUUUAUGAUAUUAGGUAAAAUGAAAGAGUAAAAAGUAUUUUAUAACUUCUCAUUGUAAUGAUACGUAGGCUAUGAAAAUCUACAAUUGAAAUGGAAUAACAACGAAAAGUAUCUAAUAAGUGCGACAAAUUAUUUCCGCUGAGGCGGUGGAAGAACAAUAAAGAAAAGAGUGGGAAGGAGGAAGAUCGAAAGAAUAUUGAAACUUGUACUUGGUGCUUUGCCGAAUCCAACAUUCAUUAACACUGUCACAGCAAUAAGCUUCGAGUCAGUUUUCUCGGGUAAUUUAAUUAGUGAUAAUUUUCGAGAGAUGAAAUUUUUCUCAAAGUUUCGAGAUCCUCAAACAAAAUGGAUUCCGAUGCGAGCGAUCAUGUGCUUGAUGAUGUUCACGGCUUGCUGGACGUCGUACGUGUGUCGUACACAGAUGCCGAUCCUCCAGACUGCGAUGAUAAAUAUUCCAAAAUCAUCGAAGCGAUCGAUCGAUGACUUCCAACUGCGAAACAUGUCCGUGGGAAAUGACACAUUCGACGAUUUAGACAGGCUAAAACGAGAUGCGGACUCUGGCAGAUCCAUUCUGGACUUUGCCAGUGGCAAACCAUUCGACUACGGAGCGGAAAGGGGGAAAAUUAUCAGAGGUCAGCUGGUCGCCUCGUACGCGUACGGCAACGUAGUAGGCAAUUUUCUCGGUGGCAUGGCAGCGAUUCGCUUCGGACCCCGAGCGUCGAUAUUCUGGUCGUCGAUAAUUUCGGUCGUGGUGAGCUUGAUAUCGCCGAUCCUCAUAAACAUCCACUGGUCACUGCUGGUCGUCGGCCGCAUAAUCAUCGGCCUCACCGGGGGCAUGACCUUUCCGGCCUGCCACGCUCUGGUGGCCAGGUGGGCUCCGCCCGCCGAGAAGGGCUUCUUCAUGUGGUCCCUGCUCGGCGGCACCUUCGGCACCGUCUUCUCCUACCCGAUGAUCGGAGCCAUAGCCGAGAACCUCAGCUGGGAGUGGGGCUGGUACAUACCGUCCUUUCUGCUGCUGAUCUGGUGCCUCGUCUGGUGGAUGCUGGCCUACGACUCGCCGCUCGAGCAUCCCGGCAUCAGCGACGAUGAGAAGACCUACAUCGUGGCCUCGCAGGCGGGGACGGUCCAGACGACCAAGCCCUCGCUCAAGGAGACGCCCAUGAAGGACAUAUUCACCUCGGUGCCCUUCAUCGCCCUCGUCAUCUGUCACUUUGGCAAUUUGUUCUUGCUGUACUUUUACACGUUCUCUUUGAUACUCUACAUGACGGACAGCUUGGGAAUGUCGAUAACCAAGGGUGGUGUCGCCACGGCCGCGCCUUGGGCCUUACGCAUGGUAUUUGGAUUCUUUUUCUGCUGGUUCGGCGACUUGAACAAGAAAAAGCAGUUCCUCUCGACCACGGCUUUUCGCAAGCUUGCAACCAUAUUUUCUCACCUGAUUCCCGGUUUGUUCUUGAUCGCCGUUGGAUACGUGGGCAGUAGCAUGAACGAGAUUGGCCUCGUCGCCAUGCUCGCGCUCGCCUUGGGCUUCAACGGCGCGGCGAGUAUCUCGAAUCUCAGCAAUAAUCAGGAUUUAUCGCCGAAUUACGCCGGAUUUCUUUACGGCAUCAUGAAUACGAUCGGCGGAUUGAGUGGUAUUAUCGGACCACCCAUGGUCGAAGGUAUCGUCUCCAAAGAGAAUUUAGAAUCGGAAUGGCAAAUCGUCUUUUGGAUCGGCGCAGCUGUAUGCAUACUAACCAUGGUCAUUUUCGUCAUCUUUGGUAGCGGCGAAAUUCAAAGCUGGAACGACAAGAGACUCGCCGGUGGCGGUGAGGAUGCCAAAGUUCCCUCGGACUCAUCCGUUAAAGCUGACGAAGCAAAGGUCUCUACCGCCGUUUGACCGAGCCAUCGCCAUUGUGCUUUAUUCUUAAUGAUUUUUCAUCCAGACUCUCGAGCAAGUUCUAUUCUGUGCCAGACUGCACUUACCAAAGAGAUAAAUAUUUUAUAAUUCAAAUGCAUGCUGCUGUUCAUUUAAAUAAACGAGAGAGCACGCAGGAUUUUUGCACGAAAUGUCGAUUUUGAGCUCCAUGAAAAUUCAAAAUUUUUUAGAAAAAUUACGCCAUUUUGUUGUGCGUAAAAUAUGUCGUUGUUAGGAACUUUUUAAUAUUAUAUAAGCUAUAGUUAACCUCGGAUAGUUUAAAUCGAUCAAAGAUCUCGUAAGCCAGAGAAAGCCAGCUUCAAAAGUCAAAAUGUAUUAGUCCCAUGUUCUACUUUGGACCAUUAAAAAACAACCAUUACUAGAAAAGUUACAUUCUCGACGUUAUUCACCAUUCUCAUAGGAUCUAAUUAUAAAAACGAAUUUAUUACUCCCAGUAGCCAUUCAAAAUAAAUUUUUUCUCGAAAAAGGUUAUAUACAAUGACGUUCUGGAAUCUUUUUUUUUAUAAUACAAUUAUGAAAAAGCGAAAAUAUUGACAGGUGAAAAAGCUUAGAACGAGUCACACUCGUUAAAAGAAUACUACAUAAUUUACAGAAGUAAUUGAAACGUGUAAAUUCACUAAAAUCGAUAUCGAUAAUGUCAAAUAAAUGUUGAUAAAUUAUCAAGUACCUUUUUAAAAUUAUUACUGUACAAAUAGUUAGGAAAAUUGGUAUUUAGAUCAUUUCAACUGGAUGGCUAAAUAAAAU
Trichogramma pretiosum is the source of this 2866-nucleotide messenger RNA. RefSeq names its product sialin. Gene Ontology annotation, cellular component: plasma membrane. The record is from RefSeq and is a predicted model, not a curated record. The transcript is spliced from 6 exons. Gene Ontology annotation, molecular function: transmembrane transporter activity. Bases 515 to 2083 code for a protein of 522 amino acids. NCBI's taxonomy places the organism in Eukaryota, Metazoa, Arthropoda, Insecta, Hymenoptera, Trichogrammatidae. Gene Ontology annotation, biological process: transmembrane transport; monoatomic anion transport.